This is a messenger RNA of Argiope bruennichi, 1331 nucleotides long. RefSeq lists its product as uncharacterized. The record is from RefSeq and is a predicted model, not a curated record. NCBI's taxonomy places the organism in Eukaryota, Metazoa, Arthropoda, Arachnida, Araneae, Araneidae. The transcript has 2 exons. The coding region runs from base 132 to 1151 and encodes 339 amino acids.
UUUAACAUCUUCUGUAUAUUGAAUCUUAUAAUUGUUUUCUGUUUUGCUGUAUGCUUUUUUGGCAGUUUGUACAGAAUUUUGUUACUAUUACUAGCUUUUGAAAGAAUUCCAUUUUAUCUCACUGUUUUACAAUGAGGGCUCUCUUUAUUGGCGAUUCCAUGAUCAAAUACUUGCAUAAGUAUGUAUCUGUUGAAUCACUUGACUUUCAUUUGGACAUUGUUUCCUAUCCUGGUGCAACUAUUGAAAGAUUAGCUAGCAAUAUUUCUGUACACAAAAAUUAUGACUGGGUCUUAGUGCAUGUUGGCACAAAUAAUGCAUCUUUGGAUACUAUUGAAGUAAUACUUAAAAAAUAUAGAGCUUUGGCCACUGAGGUAUUACUUCAUGACCCAGGUGCAAGAAUAAUUUUCUCGAGUAUUGUUCCAAGAGAUUUUGAUUUCCACAGAAAGGAGUAUAAGGAAUCGGAGUAUUAUUUACAGACACUAAACUAUAAGGUUCGAGCCAUAAACUGUGCACUUAAAGAACUAUGUUAUUUUCAAAUGUUUUUCUUUUGCAGUUCUUUCCAGCCAUCUUGGAAAAACUAUCUUGCAAGAGAUGGCUUGCAUUUAAACAGAUGGGGUAAUAAGCUGCUUGCAGGUUGUUUUCUUGAAUCCUUAACAGGAUGCAUCUCAGCAGAUACAGCAUCUAAAAAGAUUGCAAAGACGCAGUCUUCCAACUCUGGUUUUUCUUUUGAUGAUUCAGAGUUUCCUCUAUUGCCAUUUUUUCCCGCAGCAUUUGUUUCUUCUGCUAGGCCAAAGCAAGAGUCUGGCAAGCCAGUUUCUAGGCCUGUGCAACCUGCUAGGCCAAAGCAAGAGUCUGCCAAGCCAGUUCCUAGGCCCGUGCAACCUGCUAGGCCAAAGCAAGAGUCUACAAGGCUAAUUUCUACACCCGUGCAACAGUCAGCUGCUCUGCUGACGAAAGAUAUUUCUUCUCUGCCAUCUUCUAAAGGUAAUACUCAAUUUGUACUGCCUGUGAUCCCAUGCAUUCCAUUCAGUCAGUUUAGUGAAAAUGUUUUUAGUAGUAUUCCCACAUCAAAUAAAUUUUCAGUUUUGCCAACAAAUUGUAAAAUAUUGCAUGGUGGAAUAUUCGCUCGCUCAAAAUUGUUCCUAUUCUAAAAACUGUGUUUAUUGUGGGAAAACAUAUUCUAUGCGGUCCUCGUUUUCAAAUCACCUGAAGAAAUUUAAAUGCCCUCAACCUGUCAAAGACUGUUAUCCUAAACUAUGUGAAAAAUGUUUGAAGUCCUAUUCCUCUAAAUCUUCUUUUUCAAACCAUUUAAAUCAAUGCAACAAAUCAAA